GAAGCUCAAUUGAAUCCGCAACCAUGGGUUCCGACGCAAUCACUGAGCCGCGGCAAGCGACCCGCGAGGAGAUGCGCGAUGCCAAACUCCCUCUGGCCUACCGAGACAGCUGCGCCCACCUUCUGAUUCCCCUCAACAAGUGCCGUCGGGAUACCUGGUAUGCCCCUUGGAAGUGCUCCGAUGAGCGACACAGCUACGAGAAGUGCCAAUACGUCGAGUUCAAGAAGCGAGUCGCCAAGAUGGACGAGUUGAGGGAGUCGAAGGGUGGUGCACGAAGCAACUAGAGAAAGACAAAGAGACCGAAUUCAAAUCCCGGGUACAGACAGGGCCGGGCCGGAAUUGUACAUUUACAAACAAGCCGAUGCGUUUGACAAGAGAACCGGAAUAGAAAGAGGCCAUUCCACACAAAUGAAACGAUUCAAGACGAGAAAGAACAAAAAA
Fusarium graminearum PH-1 is the source of this 441-nucleotide messenger RNA. RefSeq lists its product as uncharacterized. Bases 24 to 284 code for a protein of 86 amino acids. The record is from RefSeq and is a predicted model, not a curated record. Lineage: Eukaryota; Fungi; Ascomycota; Sordariomycetes; Hypocreales; Nectriaceae. The transcript is spliced from 3 exons. Gene Ontology annotation, cellular component: mitochondrion.